AUGACUGGGUUUGCGGCAACUAUGUCAGAGAAGAACAAGGCCAUGCUUGGACUGCGAGAUGUGUAUCUGGCACGAUGGAAAGAAUUGAAUCCUGGCGCACGACUUGGAGAAGACUCACCCGUUGUGAUAGCUGGCGAAUGGAUAGGCGAGAAGAUCCAGAAAGACGUCGCCAUCGCGCAAUUAUCACGUCGCUUCGUCAUCGUCUCGGUUAACAUCAAUGGUACAUGGCAGAAAGACGAAGCAUACUCUGAUAUCUCCUUGCCGGCUCAUGGCAUCUACAACGCCUCUAGAGCCGGCGUCUUCCAUACAACACUCUACCCAGACAACUACGAACGCACAGUAUCAGAAGUUGAACGCAUGACCGAAGAAGUUGCCGCUCACUGUCCUUUCGCAGCGACUUUCGGGAUAUCCGGUCUGGGCGAGGGUAUCGUUUGGAAACCCGUACCCACCCAGUACAACGCCGACACUUCUCUCUGGUUCAAAAGUAAAGGGGGAAAGUUCAAGCCUACAUUCUUCCGCCUUCCAAAACAGCAUGAAGGCGCCGAUAUCAUCAAAGAGCGAAGAAAAGCAGCCGCAACGGUAGCAGCUGCGUGGUGUUCACAGCAGCGGCUUGAGCAAGGCUGGGAUGUGCUGCGCGAGAAGGGUGUUGAACGGGAUGUGAGAGCACUGGGUGACUUUCUAAAGUGGAUACAAUUUGAUAUCUUGGAAGAAGAGAAGAGACAUAUCAAAGAGCAUGGUGUGGACGAAGCGGCGUUGAAGAUUGAGAUUGCUAAGAUUGCUAAGCCGUGGUAUAGGGCGAAGCUUAGGGAGUGCGACGCCAGGUGA
Molecule: messenger RNA, 825 nt
Organism: Alternaria infectoria
Lineage: Eukaryota; Fungi; Ascomycota; Dothideomycetes; Pleosporales; Pleosporaceae
Exons: 2
Coding region: 1-825 (274 amino acids)
Source: RefSeq, a predicted model, not a curated record